AUGUUUGGACUUAGGAGAUCAGUUAAGACAAUAAGCCCUGCCGUUUCAUGUGCUUUGAGGGUGGGUGUUGUUAGGAAUGCUGUUGGAAGUGGAGGUAUGAUGCUGUUGAGGAUGCAAUCUACGACAUCCAAUGAGGUUCCCGCAAAUAAAGAUAGCAAGAGUGAACAGUAUAAUGGGCACAUGACGGAAAAACAAGUUGAUGAAUGGCUCCAAGCGAUUGAUAGUUUAGAGGCGGAGUUCAGCAGUCAGUCGAUUUUAUCGGAUGUUUCGCUUACGCCAGAUGGGAAGGGCAGAAUGAACUUGUUAGAGGAGGCUAUGAAGUCCAAGAAAACCUUUGAGCCUACGAAGGAGCAAAUUGAAGAAUGGGAAGCUCUUAAGAAAGUUCCGAUCCCACGUAAGGCAGAUGAUGUGUUGGAACAUGUUACGAAUAUGAUAAUGAGACAUGGUAAGAAGGAGAAAGCACGCAAAAUUAUGUCGCGGGCAUUAUAUCUGUUGUUUUGCGCUACUAGGAAGGACCCGGUAGAAGUUUUGAAGCAAGCUUUAGAUGAUCUAGCUCCCUUGAUGGUAGUAAAGACAUUUAAAACUGGUGUCGCAAAGGCAGCUGUGAUUCCCGUUCCAUUGAACCAAAAGCAAAGAUAUAGAAUCGCAUGGACGUGGAUAGUAGAGGCUUCUAAAAAGAAAUCGUCUUCGGACUUUGCGGUCAGACUAGGUGAAGAGUUGAUAGCUGUUCACAAGGGGAUCAGUAGUGGUUUCGAUAAGAGAGACAGCUUGCAUAAGACUGCCAUCGCUCAUAGAGCCUACAUCAAAUUGAGGUGA
Eremothecium cymbalariae DBVPG#7215 is the source of this 816-nucleotide messenger RNA. RefSeq names its product mitochondrial 37S ribosomal protein uS7m (gene RSM7). The transcript has a single exon. NCBI's taxonomy places the organism in Eukaryota, Fungi, Ascomycota, Saccharomycetes, Saccharomycetales, Saccharomycetaceae. Gene Ontology annotation, biological process: ribosomal small subunit assembly; translation. Gene Ontology annotation, cellular component: ribosome. Bases 1 to 816 code for a protein of 271 amino acids. The record is from RefSeq and is a predicted model, not a curated record. Gene Ontology annotation, molecular function: structural constituent of ribosome; mRNA binding; rRNA binding.